CGAUGGCAACCUCAUUUGAAGUUCCAAGUUUUGCGCCACAUUUGAGCAGCAGUUUUCGUUGCACGGUUAAACGUAAAAGUUAAUUUACGGCUUCUCUUCAAGAAUAAAGCAAUCUUUUUUCACUAACAAUGGACUCCAAAUCGCCCAAGGCUAUUUCAAAAUCCAACCGAGCUGGACUAACUUUUCCUGUAGGGCGUACACUGUCGUCACUUAAAAAGGGUAAGUACGCUGACCGCAUCGGCGUAGGGGCCGGUAUCUAUAUGGCUGCUGCCCUGGAGUAUCUAGUGGCGGAAAUCUUGGAACUAGCAGGAAACGCGGCUAAAGACAACAAAAAAAUGCGCAUAAUUCCUCGACACAUUCAACUGGCUGUUCGUAAUGAUGAUGAAUUAAGCAAACUGUUGAAGGAUGUAUGUAUUUCCGAAGGCGGGGUCCUUCCUAAUAUUCAGGGAAUUUUGCUGCCAAAGGGUACGAAGAAGCAAAAAUCAACGCCAGAAGGUCAAAGCCAGGAGUAUUGAAGGAAGAUUUUGUCAUUUAUCAGCUUCAUUGCUGCGGGAUUUUUUUUAAAUAUGUUUGUAUAUUGUUUUAUUGCCUUGAAUGUGGAUAUAGUGUAGCUUAAGAUGUGUGAAUUUUCAUGAAUAAAUUCCUAUACUAGAAUUA
Wyeomyia smithii (pitcher-plant mosquito) is the source of this 657-nucleotide messenger RNA. RefSeq names its product histone H2A-beta, sperm-like. Gene Ontology annotation, cellular component: nucleosome. The record is from RefSeq and is a predicted model, not a curated record. The transcript has 2 exons. Gene Ontology annotation, molecular function: structural constituent of chromatin; protein heterodimerization activity; DNA binding. The coding region runs from base 129 to 515 and encodes 128 amino acids. NCBI's taxonomy places the organism in Eukaryota, Metazoa, Arthropoda, Insecta, Diptera, Culicidae.